AUGUCGACCUUUGUUCUCACACGACACGCAUUCACUUCAGCGAUACGCCAAUCACACCUGCCUCCAGCAGCAUCGAUAUCUUUACGCACAACAUGGCAGCGCAGGACAUUCUCGCGCACGUCGUGGCUGGCCAUCGCCGUGGCGGAGAUGGCUGAGAAAGACUUCUCUUCGCUGCGGGUCAACCAGGAAAGAUUGAUGAACGACAUCCACUCGACAUCAGAAUGGGGCAAAGGAGAGCGAUGGGGAAGUGGCGAUACAGAGAUCGGCAUGUCUCGUCUGUCUCUGUCAGACACUGACAAGCAAGCCCGUGACUGGUUUGCGGAGACCACACAAGCUCUGGGAUGCAAAGUGCAUACGGACGCCAUGGGCAAUCAAUUCGCUGUCCGUCCAGGGCUCAAAGAAGGACCUCCCACAUACGCUGGCUCACAUUUGGACACUCAGCCUUCGGGUGGCCGCUACGAUGGCAUUCUCGGAGUAUGUGCUGGAGUCGAACUUCUCAAAGUCUUGAACGACAACUGGGUCGAGACGAACUAUCCCGUGGGUAUUGUGAACUGGACCAAUGAAGAGGGCGCGCGUUUUCCCAUGUCGAUGAUGUCCUCUGGCGUGUGGGCCGAGUCAAUACCACUUGAAAAGGCACAUAACCUCAAAUCCGUGAUCCCGGCCAACGAUACUGCGACCGUAAAAUCCGAGCUCGAACGCAUUGGCUACCUGGGCUCUACACCCGCCAGCUACAAGUCUACUCCAAUGGCUGCUCACUUUGAACUCCACAUCGAACAAGGUCCAAUACUCGAAGCCGAAGAUCGCCGUAUUGGAGUGGUCAAAGGCGUGCAGGCCUACAAAUGGUUCACCCUCACCGUUCAUGGCCGCGACGCGCACACCGGUGCCACAAGCUUCCAACAUCGCGCCGACUCCCUCCUUACCGCCUCUAAACUUAUCCUCGCCUCUCACCGUAUUGCCCACCGCUACAAAGCUCUCGCAUCCACAGGAAUCUUGACCCUCAAACCCGGGUCCACCAAUACUGUCCCAGGCUUCGUCCAGUUCAGCCUGGACAUCCGCGCCCCGCGCAACGAGACCGUCGAGCAAGUCGAGCAAGAAUGCCGCGUGGCGUUCGACCAAAUCGCAGCAGGCGCAGAUGCCGAAGGCGUAAACACCGGCUGCGCCAUCUCCGAACGCGAAUGCACCGUCGAAUGGCAAACCGACUUCGAGAACCCAGCGACCUACUUCCACGACGACUGCAUCGCCUGCGUCCGCAAAGCCGGCGCAGACCUCUGCGGCGACGACAAAGUCAAAGGGCUGAAUCUCGGGAAAUGGGGCAAGUUCAUGACGAGUGGUGCGGGCCACGACUCUGUGUACACGAACAAGCACUGUCCGACAUGUAUGAUUUUUGUGCCGUGUCGGGAUGGUGUGAGCCAUAAUCCGGCGGAGUACUCGAGUCCCGAACAGUGUGCGGAUGGCGCGAAUGUGUUACUGGGAGCGGUGGUGAGGUAUGAUAAGCUGAGGGGAGAGAAGGCGAGGUGA
This is a messenger RNA of Zymoseptoria tritici IPO323, 1518 nucleotides long. RefSeq lists its product as uncharacterized. Gene Ontology annotation, molecular function: hydrolase activity, acting on carbon-nitrogen (but not peptide) bonds, in linear amidines. The record is from RefSeq and is a predicted model, not a curated record. NCBI's taxonomy places the organism in Eukaryota, Fungi, Ascomycota, Dothideomycetes, Mycosphaerellales, Mycosphaerellaceae. The transcript has 3 exons. The coding region runs from base 1 to 1518 and encodes 505 amino acids.